AGAGUCCGCGGUGCAUCGCGGACGCCUCUCUCCUCCCCUUUUCUUGCCAAGUCCACCGCAAGGCUCCGUCUCUCUCUCCCCCCUCCCUCUCUCUCUUUCUUAAAAUGACAUUGGUCUGCCUCGGAACAUGAUAACAGAUAAGCCUCUCUGCGCUGCGCGUUGUCGGGCUAUCCGCGAUGCCGACAACUUGAAAGCAAAAUAAACAGGCGUAAUUAGGUCCCCCCCCCCCCUCCAAAAAAAAAAAAAAAAAAAAAAAAUUAUAUAUACAUAAAAAAGGGGGUCGCACUGGAUCCUGGUCCGCGCGCGCCCAAGAGGAAUAACAAGAGGAGAGAAUUGUGUGGCGCGCAUGCAAAGGCUCCGACGCACCUCGUAGAUCUUGACGAAAGUCUUCAAGUGCAGGCAAAGUGAGCAUGUAUGUGCACGGUUUGAUACGAGCUAGCCUUGGAUUUGUGGGCUUCUGCCUGGUCGCCUUUGUCCAACAUUCCGCUUCGGGAAGUAAAAGCAGCCAAGAUGUGGACGAGUGUGCAGAGGCACUUGACAAUUGCAGCAUCGACGCCAUCUGCCAGAACACACUGAAAUCCUACAAGUGUAUCUGCAAGUCGGGCUAUAAAGGGGAUGGUAAACAUUGUGAAGAUGUCGACGAGUGUGCAACCGAAUACAACGGUGGCUGUGUCCAUGAGUGCAUCAACAUCCCAGGAAAUUACAGGUGCACAUGCUAUGAUGGCUUCCGCUUGGCACAUGACGGGCACAAUUGUCUAGAUGUAGACGAGUGUUCAGAAGGAAACGGCGGAUGCCAGCAGAUCUGUGUCAACAUGAUGGGCAGUUAUGAAUGUCGCUGCAGAGAAGGAUUCCUCCUGAGUGACAAUCAGCAUACCUGCAUCCAAAGGCCAAAAGUGCGACCGGAAGGAACAAAGGAGGGACCCACCUGCAUGGACAAGAAUCAUGGCUGUGCACACAUCUGUCGGGAAACACAGAAGGGUGGCAUCUCCUGCGAAUGUCGACCUGGAUUCCAGCUCACCCGUAACACGAAGGACUGCAAAUUGACGUGUAAUUAUGGAAAUGGUGGUUGCCAGCACAUCUGUGAAGAAACAGACCAUGGCCCCAAGUGUUCGUGCCACAUGAAAUUUGUCCUGCACACGGAUGGAAAGACUUGUGUUGGCGUGGGUGUGCGUGUGCAUGCAGGGGAGAGGAGUGUCCAGUCCCAGGCAGCCCCACAGCUGUUCCCUAAUGAGACCUGUGCCGUGAACAAUGGUGGCUGUGAUAGCACGUGUCACGAUUCAGUGACCGGAGUUCGCUGCAGCUGUCCUGUCGGCUUCACGCUGCAGCCGGACCGCAAGACCUGCAAAGACAUUGAUGAGUGCCGUCUUAACAACGGGGGUUGUGACCAUGUGUGUCGGAACACAGUGGGCAGCUUCGAGUGCAGCUGCAAAAAAGGCUACAAGCUGCUGACCAACGAGCGGACAUGUCAAGACAUUGACGAGUGCUCCUUUGACCGCGCUUGCGACCAUUUCUGUGUCAACUCUGCAGGAAGCUUCCAGUGCCUUUGUCACAAGGGCUACGUCCUCUAUGGCGUUGCGCACUGCGGAGAUAUUGAUGAAUGCAGUAUUAACCGAGGAGGUUGUAAAUAUGGCUGCAUUAACACUCUGGGGAGCUACGAGUGUACCUGCCCACCUGGAUUUAAACUGCACUGGAACAGAAAGGAUUGUAUUGAGUUGGUGAAAUGUCCCCCAGGCCUUUUCGCCCCCAAGGCUACUCUCACCUGCAGCAAAACGGGCAAGAAAGAGAGCUGCUCGCUCACCUGCGCCUCCAAGGCACACUAUCUGGCAGAGUCUGACAACAGCUACUCGGUCAGCUGCGGCAUCCCCAUCGUCAGAGGGAAGUCCCCCAUCAGGCUCAACUCCAGCAGCAGUCAAAGCUGCAUCGAGACUUUGGCGCCUCCAGUGAAGCAGACGGCGUCUUUCAAGAUUAAAAACGCCAAAUGCCACCUGCACCCUAAAUUGACAGGCAGGACAGAGGACAGGGGGCGGACCCUAGGACCAGGAGGUGGUCAGCCCUGCAGUAACUGCCUGGUGACAUUUGUCAAUCUCAAAUGUGACUCGUCAAAGAAAGCAAAAGGGCGGCGCGCUCGCAACCCGACUAACAAAGAGGUAACUCGCAUCACUUUGGAGCUGGAAGCAGAGGUCAAAGCUGGAGACACAACAGGAAGUUGUAACCUCAGCUGCCUCAGACAACGUAUGGAGAAACAGGUGAAGACCUACAUCAAGGCUCUGAAGAAGUCCAUCAACCAAGAGCGCUUCCUCAUCAGAGUUGCUGGUUUGGAGUACGAGGUGGCCCAGAAACUUCCACAAGCUUCACCCAUUCAAGAGAACUGUGGCCCAGGCUCCGAAAAAGACAGCGGGCGAUGCGUCAGGUGCUUGCCGGGCUCGUAUUACCAUGGGGAGCAGGAGCGUUGCGUCCAGUGUCCGCCCGGCACCUUCCAGGAGAGGGAGGGGCAGCUGGCAUGCGACCUGUGCCCGGGCAGUGACGGCCACGGUCCUGUCGGAGCCCGAAACAUUUCAUCGUGUGCAGGCCAAUGUCCCAACGGGUUCUUCUCAGCCGACGGCUUCAAGCCUUGCCAGCCGUGUCCCCAGGGCACAUACCAGCCAGAUUUGGGUCGGACAUUGUGCUUUCCUUGCGGGGGAGGACUGAGCACCAAGCGUGAGGGCGCAAGCUCCUUCCAUGAUUGUGAGGUCAAAGUGCAAUGUUCUCCGGGCCAUUACUACAACACCACAGUGCACAGGUGUAUCCGCUGCCCAGUCGGAACCUAUCAGACUGAGUUUAGGCAGAACUACUGUAUUACCUGCCCAGGAAACACCACCACAGAUUUUGAUGGCGCCACUAGUGUCUCUCAGUGCAAGAACAGGCAGUGUGGCGGCGAGAUGGGCGAGUUCAUGGGCUACAUCGAGUCCCCUAACUACCCCGGCAACUACCCGGCAAAUGUGGAGUGCAUUUGGAACAUCAACCCGCCCAGCAAGCGUAAGAUCCUUAUUGUGGUGCCGGAGAUCUUCCUGCCCUCAGAGGACGAGUGCGGAGAUGUGCUGGUGAUGAGGAAGAACUCUACAUCCAUCACCACCUAUGAGACGUGUCAGACGUACGAGCGGCCCAUCGCCUUCACGGCGCGCUCCAGGCGCCUCUGGAUUAACUUCAAGUCCAACGAGGCCAACAGUGCCAGGGGCUUUCAGAUCCCCUACGUGACGUAUGACGAGGACUACGAACAGCUGGUCGAGGACAUUGUACGGGAUGGAAGACUCUACGCUUCAGAAAACCAUCAAGAAAUCCUCAAGGAUAAGAAACUGAUAAAGACACUUUUUGACGUGCUGGCUCACCCAAACAACUACUUCAAGUACACCACUCGAGAGUCCAAUGAGAUGCUUCCCCGAUCCUUCAUACGUCUCAUAAGCAGCAAAGUUUCUGCUUUCCUGCGACCGUACAAGUAAACGCAUAUCUGCAAUUCCGUAAACAUCCCCGUCCCCCUUACAGGCUACAUCCUGCAACUCAUAAAGGACUUUGACACGCAAAAUACACCGUUUUAUUUUUUAACCCUCUUUUGAUUGCCAUUGACAAACCUGCAAAAUACUGAAUAUUCGUGUUGUUGUUUGUCAGUUUUUCUUCACAGGUCCACAGUCCAGAGUGGAAGAGUUUAGUGGGGAUGUAGAAUAUGUGAGUGGGUUUGGUUUCUAUUGUGUCGUGCAAUGGGACCAUGAAAGCGGAAAGAAACGACAGUAGGAGUGAUGUUGUGUUAGAGCUUGUUGUUGUAUUUGCUUAAAUGACUGGUCUGUAUUCCAGCUCCGACUGCGACCGUUAAGUAUGACUGUAAGUGCUGUGCAAGUGUUGUGUAACCCUGGUUCCAUCAUAUGUGCGUGCGUGCAUGCUCUGGUGAGGAUAUGUGCGUCCUCCACGAGGAGCAGUUGCUAAUUCAUGUCGCAGCUGUGUUCCAGCUCAUUUUAAAGCCUUACUAUGUGUGAGCUCUUAGAGCAGUUUUACUGUUAAAACAGUUCAUCUGUGCUGUCUAGACUGCACCAGCCUUUUCCAACCCGCCCAGCAUUUCUGUUGCUCUUUUUCUUCUUCUUUUUUUUUUUUUUUUCCAAGGCGACUUUAAAGCAAAUACAAAAAAAAAUAGCCGGUUAAUCAUUCCUGGAACACAGAGGACAUUUUUGGAAGAUGAAUAAGAAACUAUUAAAAGUGGGAAAGCCACAGGAAUGAGAUGAUGUGGAAUGUGUCUGGGAAGAGGGAUCGAGAGUUGAAUGUCUUUGGGGGACAUGAUGUUUGCUGCUUCUUGUAAAAGGUCACUUUAAUUCUUCAAUCUCACAUGAAUAGUGUCAAGGUUUGAAGUGAAGAGGAAGCAGAGAAUUUCAAGUACUCUAGUUGUUACAUCACAGCAGGUCGAUGAUCUUGUCACUCGUCUGUGGCGCAGGUCUAUCGUGUUUUGACUUGUAAAUACCGAAAAGAAGAAAGACAAGGGUUGGAUUCUGUGAUGCCGAGCCCAAGAAUCACACCGGCACCCCUGCCCCUAAAAUGUCGUGGCCAUAUCAAAUCCAAAGACACCAACUCCCCAACUCAUGUUUGGUCUGUCCCAAUGAAGACAGCUCUUCCAAAGAGGGCCCACAAGGGCGGGUCACAUUGUUUUGUGCACUAUUAGAUCAAGAGCCCAUCCUUCUACCUUUAUAGACAAGUGCAAUGAAUGAAAAUACCACAUCUCGGAUUUGGUUAUGGUGACCCAAAAUGAUCUUUUGGAAAGCGGCACUGUUGACCCUUUGUAUGGCAUGUUGUGAGCAGAACUUUAGGGUGUACCUGCUCUUUUGCAGAGUGAGUCAAAGAUGUCAUGGAAAUUUUGCAGUUUGGAAACAAUAUUCUUUGUGGUUUCAGAACAAUGACAGCAACAGGGUAUAAUAAUUUAAUAUUAAAGUAAAAGACCGUUCCCCGUGAUAGGAGCUGAUGUUUUGUUUUAGGUAUUUAGCAAUUUUGAGAGUUCGACAAAAACAUCAAAACCUUACCUGGCUAUAAGUCAAGUGGGCCCCCACGGCUAGCUUUUGACGAGCUUAUUAUAAAGACUGCAAACGGGAAGCAGCUAGUCUGCUUUAGAAACACACAAUGGUAUUUGCAGGGGAUUCAUUUGGCUGGGAGGCACUAUCGAAACUGAGUGAAAAGUAUUUCAUCAAACCUCAAAAGUCAUUAUUUGCGCUAUUGCCAUUUUGUGUGUGUGUGUGUGUGUGUUCACAUAGCUCGCAAUAUUAAUGGUAAUCCCCUAACUUGCAUAUUUCAACUUUGGAAGGAAAUAAAUAUGUCUCAUUCUCCAUUACAUGGUUGAUUUCUAGUUUGGGGAGUGGAAAGGGAGGUUGUUGUUGUAAAAGUCACCAUCCAGGAUGAUCCAAAAGGGAUUUUGAUCACAUUGUCAAAGUUGAUGGUGUGAUGCCAAACCAUGUUACACCAAAAUGUUGGAGAUCUUUACUGAAUUUCCAGCUCUACCUACAUUAUAAAUAUUAAAACAUGGCCCGUAUGCCUUCAUGGGCAAAAAUCCUCCUCCCACCAGAUUUUCUUUUUUUGUUUUUCUUUUGGAGAUUGUUGCCUUUUAAAAGAGAGUUUGCUAUGAUGUAUCAUAGAGUUGAUAAUGAUAUUUGCACUUGAAUUGUUAUUGCUCAUGUAAAUGUCUGGACUUUGUAUUGUCUUUUUAAUGAAUGGACUUGGUGUUCUUAUUUUCUUGUAACUUGUUUUGUUCAUGAAAGCUCACUAGAAGUUUAGCCUAUAGAUGAUGAUACACGACAUUAUCGACAGUAAAAAAAAAAAAAAAAAAAUGUAUAGAGGUGAAG
Molecule: messenger RNA, 5846 nt
Organism: Phyllopteryx taeniolatus (common seadragon)
Lineage: Eukaryota; Metazoa; Chordata; Actinopteri; Syngnathiformes; Syngnathidae
Gene: scube3
Product: signal peptide, CUB domain, EGF-like 3
Exons: 23
Coding region: 411-3476 (1021 amino acids)
Biological process (GO): signal transduction
Cellular component (GO): cell surface
Molecular function (GO): calcium ion binding
Source: RefSeq, a predicted model, not a curated record